Cucumis sativus (cucumber) is the source of this 2600-nucleotide messenger RNA. RefSeq names its product calcium-dependent protein kinase 20. Gene Ontology annotation, molecular function: calcium/calmodulin-dependent protein kinase activity; calcium-dependent protein serine/threonine kinase activity; calcium ion binding. The transcript has 7 exons. NCBI's taxonomy places the organism in Eukaryota, Viridiplantae, Streptophyta, Magnoliopsida, Cucurbitales, Cucurbitaceae. The coding region runs from base 513 to 2270 and encodes 585 amino acids. The record is from RefSeq and is a predicted model, not a curated record. Gene Ontology annotation, cellular component: cytoplasm; nucleus. Gene Ontology annotation, biological process: peptidyl-serine phosphorylation; intracellular signal transduction; protein autophosphorylation.
GAAAAAAAGGAAGUAACGCAUGGGGAAGAGGAGCUUGAACCAAAGCCAUGCAUGCACAAAUGGGAUCCGUCGAUGAAGGAUUAUUCUGAGGAUUAUUCGGACGUUGAUCGAUUGUAGAGCUUCAAUCGCUGAAUGAUUGAAGAAGAUGAUCAAUUUCACAGAAUUUCUUCAUUCUCGCCUUCUCCACUUGGUUUCAUUUUCCUUUGUUUUCUUCCAUUUUCUUUUCCUCAAAUUUCUCCUCCUCUCUAUGUUUUCAUCUUUCUUUUCUUUUCAGAGCACGGCGUUUUCUGUGUUGAAUGAUUGCAUUCAUGUUGGAGGCUAUUUGUUUGUGGUUUUCGGUUUCUUGUUGUUUGGGAAAUAAAUCGAGUUGAAGGUAUUGGUUGUGAUUUGAUCUAAUUGAGGAGGUUAGAAUUGAGUGGUUUGGUUCUUGAUGGGAUUUUUGGGGAUCAAUUCGUAUGUUUGGAUUCAGGGGAGGGAGAUUAUGUCAAGGACUUAGAGGUCUGUGAAAAUUGAUGGGGAAUACAUGUGUAGGACCAAAUCUCGCCAAUAAUGGAUUCUUGAAAUCUGUUACGGCCGCAGUAUGGCCAAGCCGGCCACCGGAGGAGAGACUUCCUCCACCGAAGGAUGGAACUGAAAGCAAAAGUAAGACAAAUGAGAGUUCUGAUUCAUCUAAAAGCGCCGAUGAUUCAAAAGAUUCAGAACCCCAAAAGGAUGUUCAAACUCAAAGUACGCCGCCUGAAACGGUGAAAAUUGGUAAUAAUGAUCAAAACAAAGUAGUGGAACGCGAGAUGUCGUCUAGAGUGAUUAAAGAUGAAACUAGGGCACCGGAGGGUACAAAAUCGAAAAAGGCCACUCAUAUUAAGAGAUUAUCCAGCGCUGGACUUCAAAUUGAUUCGGUUCUAGGGCGAAAAACGGAUAAUAUUAAGGAUCAUUACACAUUGGGACGGAAGCUUGGACAAGGGCAGUUCGGGACAACGUUUCUUUGUGUGGAAAAGGCAUCUGGGAAAGACUUUGCCUGCAAAUCUAUAGCGAAAAGGAAAUUGACCACGAAAGAGGACGUGGAGGAUGUUAGAAGAGAGAUACAGAUAAUGCACCAUUUGGCAGGGCAUCCUAAUGUGAUACAGAUUGUGGGGGCUUUUGAGGAUGCUGUGGCAGUUCAUGUUGUAAUGGAACUUUGUGCGGGUGGGGAAUUGUUUGAUAGGAUUAUACAGAGAGGCCACUAUACAGAGAGAAAAGCAGCUCAAUUAGCUAGAAUCAUAGUUGGUGUUGUCGAAGCAUGUCAUUCUUUGGGUGUCAUGCAUCGAGAUUUAAAACCAGAGAAUUUUCUUUUCAUCAAUCAAGAAGAGGAGUCAGCACUUAAGACCAUAGAUUUUGGGCUCUCCAUGUUCUUUAGGCCAGGUGAAACUUUCACAGAUGUGGUUGGUAGCCCUUAUUAUGUAGCCCCAGAAGUAUUGCGGAAGCUUUAUGGGCCAGAAUGUGAUGUAUGGAGUGCUGGGGUUAUCAUAUAUAUUUUACUAAGUGGCGUGCCUCCGUUCUGGGAUGAGACGGAGCAAGGAAUAUUUGAGCAGGUUUUGAAAGGUGAGCUUGACUUUAUAUCAGAACCCUGGCCUAGUAUAUCAGGGGAAGCAAAAGAGUUAGUGCGGAGAAUGCUUGUACGAGAUCCCAAGAAAAGACUAACAGCCCACGAAGUCCUUUGCCAUCCAUGGGUGAAAUCUGAUGGAGUUGCUCCUGACAAACCUCUUGAUUCAGCUGUUCUAAGUCGUUUGAAUCAAUUCUCUGCCAUGAACAGGCUAAAGAAAAUAGCAAUUAGAGUUAUUGCAGAAAGCCUUUCCGAAGAGGAAAUUGCUGGCCUCAAAGAGAUGUUUAAGAUGAUAGACACGGACAAUAGUGGUCAAAUAACUCUUGAGGAAUUGAAGCAUGGUUUGGAAAGAGUGGGUGCUAAUCUGAAGGAUUCUGAAAUUAGUGGGUUAAUGCAAGCUGCAGAUGUUGAUAAUAGUGGUACCAUAGAAUAUGGCGAGUUUGUAGCAGCAAUGCUUCAUUUAAACAAGAUUCAGAAAGAGGACCAUCUCUUUGCUGCCUUCUCAUACUUCGAUAAAGAUGGGAGUGGAUACAUCACACAGGACGAGCUCCAACAAGCUUGCGAAAAGUUUGGUUUGUCAGACUUCCGCUUAGAAGAUAUAAUGCGUGAAGUUGACCAGGAUAAUGAUGGUCGAAUAGAUUACAGUGAGUUUGUGGCUAUGAUGCAAGACACUGGUUUUGGUCGGAGGUGAUUGUAAAGCUGCAUGACGAUUGAAAUUAGGGGAAGCCUUUAGGCUUAACUAUUAACAUGCCUCAUUUUAGUUACCGACCAAAAAGCCAAUUUUAUUUAUUUUCUGGCCAGUAGGCCCAAUACAUGUUCUUUUCUAUAGUUAGAAGUUGAAAUUAAUGCUGUUUGUAAAGAUGACAAGCUUCAGAGGGAGAGAGUUAGUUUCUUGUUUCUGUUAUUGUUUUUUUUUGUCCAUAUUGAUUUGUUUUAUAUUGAGCAAUUAAGUUGAAAUAGCAUUCAAGUCUGUUAAUUGAAAAAUGUUUAUCACUAUUUAAUUCUUGUUCUUUGUUUACUA